Molecule: messenger RNA, 3662 nt
Organism: Porites evermanni
Lineage: Eukaryota; Metazoa; Cnidaria; Anthozoa; Scleractinia; Poritidae
Source: the annotation of a GenBank genome assembly
GGGCCUAAGUGUAUAAAUUGCGUGGCUCAUUCAUCAUCAGAAAUAGAGCUUAUAGACCAAGCUACCAGUCUUCAGCUCCCAGAAUCCUCGAUACAAAAUGAGCAGUCUAAGUAAUAUAAAAACAUUAUUGAGAAUCUCCACGCGAAAUUACGGAUUCACGGCGAUUCGGAGAGAUUAUGGCCCUGAAGCUGUGGAAAAACUUCGUGGCUCUCUGAAGAUCGAGCAUACUUUGGCUAGACGCGGUGCAAAAAGACUUAAGCAGCUGAUAUGCAGCGGAGAAGGGGAAUCUUACGUUAACGCACUGGGUGCCAUGACAGGUUUGUCAAGUCAACGUCGUAAAGAAAAAAAAAUUUUAAAAAGAUUGCAGCUUUUAAUAUUUUAAAAUAACAUUUUCAUAUUUUAAAAUGAACUUAAGGUAACUUAACUUGGUUGAAAGCAUUGUUUUUCGUUGAUUUCCGCCCUUUUCUUAAAUUUCUGGCCAAGAUUUCAUUUAAUCAAACAUUUACUCAUUAAGAUGGAGUCCUUGGUUCAGUAAUUUUUUAAGAAUUUUUGGAUGAUUUUUGGAAUGUUUUAGUGUACAAAAAUUAGGGGAAGGGAUGUUUAAAAUUUGGAAAAAUUGGAGAAUAUAGAAUUUGGAGGUCGUAGACAAAUACCAGAUAGUCCACCACCACAAAAAGGUGCCUCUGAUCCAGGGGCGGAUCCAGGAUUUUUUUUAGGAGGGGGUGCACUCGUCUCUUGCUCUACUUCAACACCAAUAAACCACAUAGUUUUUUUUUGCAGAAUACCAGUUGUAUUAGAAAACUGCAGGUCAUCUCAGGGGAGGGGGGGGGGGGUGCGCUCCCCCUGCAUCCUCCACCUAGAUCCGCCCCUGUGAUCCCAUUAACGGACAAACUGUUUUAUUAACUUUUCUACCCUAAAUUAUUUCCUUCCCAAAUCAAAAUCAUUUCCCCCAAAACAACCAGAAUGCCUCCUUAACUGUUAAAGUAUAAACAAGCACGAACGAUAACAAGUCCAGUUUUUUGAUAUGCUAAACCAAGAAGAGUCAGAUGAAAACUGUUAUGUCAGCACCCUGGGUGCUAUGACAGGUUAAUACUACACUUUGUUAUAUAGCUGGAAUUUUUUUCCCAACGACGGACGCUCUCAUGGGUUGCUUCGAGGUCACAUGAUAUGAAACUGUUUCCCGCCAAAAUCUCCUGAGCGGCGAACAUCGCAAAAUAUAUGACUUCAGAGGGUAACAGUGCACCUUUACCCAGGAAUAGGGAGUUUAAGUAGUCACGUUUUUGAGCGACGCACGUCAGCCGGAAGUGGACUUUUUGCACUCUUGAGCCGUGAUUUUGAACAGUUGUUUGGCCAAAAGCGUCUCUAUAAGAGUAAGGACACUUAACAAAACAGAUUUAGUAGCGCCAAGGCAUAUUAAAAGAAAAAAGGCUCUAAACGUCGCUGCUUAAACUCCCUAAUGUUGACCGACAACCGCCAUUACAACGAGUUUUAAUGACAUUCCAGCUUCAAAAUUUCCAAAUCACUUAUUUUCAAAGACUGGUCCCUCGGGAAACAGUUAAUUUUGUUUCCCGAGAAUCUCUAGGCUAGUUGAACUUUCCAUUUUCUGUCCGCAGGUGGUCAGGCAGUUCAGAUGGCCAAAGCAGGUUUACAGUCCAUUUAUCUGAGUGGCUGGCAGGUGGCAGCUGAUAGUAACAUGGCGGGACAGACAUACCCUGAUCAGAGUUUGUAUCCUGCUAACUCAGCUGCAAAGCUCGUUGAGCGAAUCAACAACGCCUUUAUCAGAGCAGAUCAGAUCGCACACAUGGAAGGAUCCGAUAAACAUGUUGAUUUUUUUUUGCCAAUUGUUGCUGACUGUGAGGCUGGAUUUGGUGGCCCGCUUAACGCCUUUGAAAUCACCAAAGCUAUGGUACGUUUGUAUUUUUCUUCGCGUUAUUUAGUCAAUUUCCAAGCCCUAUUGAAUCAAUUCCCACGUACUAUUCGUUUGUCCAAAAAAGUACGUAUAGACUAUACAGAUUGGCAUUCCUCCCUCGAUUCUCCGCUCGAAGUUUCUCUUCCACGUCUUAAACAAGAAGCACACAAGCUCUCCUUGUUUACGAACUGAGACAUAUAACGUUUUGUAUUUGGCCGUCACAAUUAAGGUUUCAACUUAAUCAUUUACAAAACCAUAGCAACGUUAUUCCAGUUUCUAUGGAAACUAUAACACAAAAAAAUUCUAUAGAGUACGGUGUAUUAAUAGAAAAAUUUAUACCUUAUCCCUUUGACUGAGUUCCUGUGUUUUCAAGACAAGGGUGACCUCGGCUAUUUCUGAUAUCCUUUUUUCUUAUCACGGUAUAACCUUUAAAUUCUCUCCAUCAGAUUUCAGCUGGUGCCGCUGGAGUCCACUUUGAAGACCAACUCGCAUCAGAAAAGAAAUGUGGUCACAUGGGAGGAAAAGUUCUUCUACCAACACAGCAGUUUAUUAAAGUCCUCAAUGCUGCUCGUCUGGCUGCUGACGUCAUGGAUGUUCCCACUGUUAUAAUUGGACGAACAGAUGCUGAGUCAGCUUCUUUAGUGACGUCAGAUAUUGACUCACGUGACCAGCCUUUCCUGACCGGUGAAAGAACAGCAGAGGGAUUCUAUCGUUCAACCGCUGGCUUGGAACAAGCCAUUGCACGUGGACGCAGUUACGCCCCGUAUUGCAACGUAAUCUGGUGCGAGACAGGCAAACCUAAUUUGGAAGAAGCACACAUGUUUGCUGACGGAAUCCAUUCUAUGUUUCCAGGUAAACCACUGGCUUACAACUGCUCACCCUCUUUCAACUGGAAAGCCAAUCUCAGUGACAAAGAGAUAGCUGUGUUUCAAAAAGAACUUGGUAAAAUGGGCUACAAAUAUCAGUUUAUCACCUUGGCUGGUUUCCACUCCCUGAAUCACGCCAUGUUCAAGCUUGCACGCGACUACAAGGAGCACGGCAUGUCCGCCUACACCAAAAUACAAGAAGAUGAGUUCGCGCAAGCGCAGUAUGGCUUUACUGCACACAAACACCAGAGGGAGGUAGGAACGGGAUAUUUUGACCAAGUAAAUAUGGCGAUAAGUGGAGGAUCAAGUUCAACAACAGCACUGGAUGGAUCAACAGAGGAAGAACAGUUCACUGAUAAUUAUAAAAAGUUAAAAGGAUGGGGUCGAAGAGGUUUGACCGACACAUAUGCACAUUAAAGAGUUUUUAAAAUUGGUUUUAGAUAACAAAUUGAAUCUGCAAUAAUAUAAGGCAAUUUUUUUGUACGUCGUUUAAGUAUUACGUAUUGCACGCUAUGGCAAACGCGUCAGCAGAUGUGUAGGACUUUUCUUAUGGUCUAGACUAAGUAUAAAGAUUAAGGAGAUUCUUCAGCUCUAAGUUAAACUAGUAUCAGACAAUGUUGCCAAUAACAAUUAUUGAACAUUGUAAAUAUUUGUUCCUUUUUUAAGUAUUAGAAUUGUAAAUAUUGAAACUACUUACUAAUUUAUAAUUGUAAAUAUUCUUUAUAUUGUGGGUUCAUUUUUGUUUUAUUGUCCCGAGCUUAGUACCCUUAUACCUUCUAAUGGAGACUGGGUCUUUCUUACUUUCUCGCUGUACUGCCGCACUUAGCUGAAAGUAAAUUUCAGUAAUCACUCUAUAGCUUAUUCAUUUUUUUCCUAAUUUGUGCUUA